Aureobasidium musti is the source of this 4698-nucleotide messenger RNA. NCBI's taxonomy places the organism in Eukaryota, Fungi, Ascomycota, Dothideomycetes, Dothideales, Saccotheciaceae. The record is from the annotation of a GenBank genome assembly.
AGGUUGCGCGCAGUGGGCGCCAUGCCGGGCUACUUUGACAACGCCCUUCCAACCGAGCAAUCACUGGAUCUCGGCUUCUCAGUUGUCUCGCAGAAGGUUGAUUUGACCGUCAAUUUCGCGAGGCAGUCCAUCUCUGGUUCUACCGAAAUCACAAUCCAACCCGAAAUCAAGGAUCUUAAGACUAUCCGCUUGAACUGUCGCCAGGCUCGUAUUCUAAGCGCCAACGUCGAGGGCUCGAAAGCAGAAGUUGCCUACUCCGACCCAUACCGGAAGAUCAAGCUUCCAGGGAGAACAACAGCCAACCAGCAUGAAUACCUCCGUAGCAAGAUCGAGGGCGCUAUCAAGCAAUCGCCAGACCCUGAAUUGGCCCUGGAAAUCCCUUUGCGCGUCAAAAUCAAGGAGCUGAACACUGAUGCUUCUUCGGCUCUGGUCAGGGAUAGCCUCAGAAGACAAGAGAGCGAUUAUCCCGCUCAAGCCGAGACUCCAACCACAUCACAUGCCCAAGAACCAUUGCUCAGAUAUGCUCCCUUGAGAGUCACGAUAGAAUUUGAGGUCACAAGUUUCCGGGAUGGUCUCCACUUCGUUGGUUUCUCGGAUCAAGACUCACGAUAUCCACAUCUUUACACCAGGAACACAUUGGGACCGGGUGCUAUCUGCUCUGUGUUUCCGUGCGUUGAUGAUGCGACGACUCGGUGCAUGUGGGAGAUCUCAAUACGAUGCCACAAAACUCUGGGCGAUGCGUUCAAGAAAACGCCACAAAGGACUUCUGCUGAGGGGGAUGUGGAGAUGACUGGGACCGACCAGAAAGACAAGAAGCCGCGGGAUGAGUACCUGAUUAACCUCAGCGAGGAAGAAAAAUCCUUGGACUUGAGCAUCGUGUGCUCAGGUGAAAUGACAGACGAUGAUCCUACUUGGCGAACCGUCUCUUUUGCCUGCUUUGCUCCGGUUACUGCUCGUCAUAUCGGCUUUGCCAUCGGUCCCUUUGAGCACGUUGACCUUACUGAUUUUAGAGAAGUUGAUGAGGACGACAAGCUUGGCCAAAAUGCUAUCAAAGUAGACGGCUUCUGCUUACCAGGCAGGGCAGAAGAGCUACGGAACACUUGCAUGCCAAUGGCCAAGGCGAUCGACUAUUUUACCGUUGUCUACGGCUCCUUUCCAUUCUCCAGCUACAAGCUCAUCUUCGUUGAUGACUUGUUACAAGAUGUGACGCACACGGCUUCCUUGUCGAUCUGCAGCACAAGACUAUUGUUCCCUGAGGACAUUAUCGAACCUCUGGAUGCAAACACUCGCAUACUCGUAAAUGCUCUUGCGAGCCAAUGGGUCGGCGUGAAUGUCAUUCCUAAAGAAGCUCGAGACAUGUGGGCCAUCACUGGUAUCUCUGGGUUUAUGCGAGACACGUUCAUGAGGAAGCUUGCUGGCAAUAACGAGUACCGCUAUCAGCANAAGCUUGCCUCGGAACAAGUGUUCGAGCAAGACGUUGAGCGAUACAGUAUCCAUCAACUUGGCGCUCAGCUCGACAUUGAUCCUUCAGAGUACGAUUUCAUGGCUCUUAAAUCUGCGGUCGUCCUGUUCAUCCUAGAUCGCCGACUCACCAAAGCGAGUGGAUCGUCGGGUGUUGGGCGAAUCAUCACCAGGCUGUUGCUCAAUGCAAAAACCGGCGACCUACAGAACGGAGAGCUUUCCACUGAUUGGUUCCAUCGUCUUUGUGAGAAGCUCGGUCAUACCAAACUCGACGCAUUCUUCAAACAGUGGGUAUAUGGCGCUGGUUGUCCGCUCUUCAAGGUGAACCAGCGUUUCAACAAGAAGAAACUGGUCGUGGAGAUGAACAUUUACCAAACGCAGCGCGAGCGUAAGAUCAAGCCUGAUCUUCAGCCUUCGAAUUUCAUGAGAGAAGCGAAAGAGCAAGUCUCGGAAGUCUGGGCUCCAGAAGUUUCAGANCCCUUUACCGGGCCUAUGACUAUUCGUAUCCACGAAGCUGAUGGUACACCAUAUGAGCACAUUGUGGAGAUCAAGGAUACGCACACCAAGAUCGAGAUUCCUUACAACACCAAGUACAAGCGUUUAAAAAGAUCGAAGCGUGCGAAGGAGCGAGCCAUGGCUGCCAAUGGCAUCGAUCUUGGUGGAGAAGCCGAGAACGACGUGCUGCUUUAUUGUCUUGGUGAUGUUCUUCAAUCAGAAGAUGAAGUCAAAGAUUGGCGUCUGGUUGACUGGGGCAAAGAAGAGNNGGAAGAUCGAAUGGGCCAAGAAAGUUACGAGUGGAUCCGUAUGGACGCCGACUUCGAGUGGAUCGGUAAGAUUGACCUGAUCAUGCCCAUCUACAUGUACGUCAGUCAGCUGCAACAAGACAGAGACGUCGUCGCACAAUACGAGCACGUCCUGAAACAGAACGCACAUCCUUUGAUGUCUACCAUUCUCGUCAGAACAUUAAUGGAUCGUCGAUACUUCCACGGUAUCCGUACGCUAGCGGCCGAAGGUCUCACCAAGUGUGCUACGCCAAGCUUAAACUGGGUAGGCCAGUACCAUCUGGAGAAAGCUUUCCAGGAGUUCUUCUGCUUCGCUGAUUCAACCAUGCCUCGAGCCAACGAUUUCUCGGACCGCAUGAGCUAUCUGCUCCAGAAAGCGAUUCCAGUUGCGUUGUCUCAUAUCAAAGAUGAACGUGGCAAGGUGCCAAUGAGUGUGAGGAGGUUCUUCGUUGACAAGCUCAAGUUCAACGAUAACUCCAACAAUGAGACAAACAGNUUCUCUGAUUGCUACUACGUAUCCACGCUUAUGCGAUGUCUCGCAGAGUCCUUGAUAGCCUCUGCAGCACCACAGCAGACCUUUGCCAUCAAUCCCGAUGACGAGGAUGACUUGAUGCAAGAAAACAUCGAAGAUGAGAAGUUUCAGAAGGAAGCCAUCAACGAACUCGAACGCUAUCGCCGCAUUGAUGAGUGGAUUUCCUCUUAUCGAAACAUUUAUUCUGUCACAGCUCUUGAAUGCAUGCAAAAGCUGCUCGAACAUGGUGUGGUGAAAAACAAGAAAGUCGAAAUUCUGCAGUACACACAAUCAGGCAAUGCCGACGAGGUCCGCCUAGCAGCAUGGGAUUCUCUUGUACAACUCAAACUUGCAAGGCGGCCCCAGAUCCUCAAAUAUCUGCUGCACUCGUUGUGCGACGAUUCCUCACCCUACUUCAGAGACCAGUUACUACGAGUAUUAGGUCGCGCUUUGGGAUCGAUUGCUUUAAAGAUACAAGAAGCCGAAAAACCGGCUCCUAAGCCUAUCGAAACUGGGGGUCUUGUUCUCGAACAGGAAGAACCCUUGGCUGUCCAGCCAGUGCCACAAGACAUCGCUGGGAAGAGUCCACCGGAACUUGCUUUGAUUGCACUCAAGGCCGCUCUCAUAGACGACGAGGUGUUCAAAGCAGCGCUGUGGCAUGUUAUACAAUCGCCAACGCUAGCCAUACCUGAAGUGGUCUCGCUCCUGGAUAUUGCAGCCUUGAUUUAUGACGCAUCGAAUGGUCUCAUUGUACGUCUUCGCUUGCCUCGCUUCUACACCGCCAGGCACCUUGGCAAAGGUAAAGUGCAGUUCAAGGAGAAGGAAAGAUACCGCACGGCGCCGACUACAGGUCUUGGUCUCGACGAAUUUGAGUUGGUGCAGCAACAUAAUCUCAAGUACAACGGGCCACUCUCUAAGGCUGCCAAGGACCACAUCAAGACGCAAAAACAGGAGAAACAAAGAUUGGAAAGCGAACUGGCUGCAGCACAGGAGGCGCUCCAGAGAAAGCUUACCGCGCAGCAUCAGGCUCAACCUCCUCCAGUCCCAAAGCCUGUACAUGUGCCUACGACGGCCAUGUCUCCUCCACCAGUGCCUGUAUCCACACCGGGUGGCUCUAUGAAAAUCACCCUCAAGCGUAAGCAGAGCUCAACGGCGGAGCCACGCGCGAGUAGUCCUAAGCGCCCUUAUCUUGUUCAGCCUGCAACGAACGGUACAGCUGCAACGCCAAAGGUGGAAAAGAGCCCGAGUCUCAAUCUGGGAAAGAUACACGCGCAAACGCCAUCGCGUACGGUAUCUGGCGCAUCUGCCCCUGGAUCCGCUGCACCGUCACGAAAACCGACGGCAAGCGACAGGCCAAGCAAGUCUAAGGUUGUUCGCUUGAGAAUCACAAAGCAGAAACGCCUGCAAAGGAUUCUUUCACAAGCACCUCAACCAGGCUACAGACCCCAAAAACAGAAACCUGCUAUCCCUGCCAAGAUCAACACUUCUACAUCAGCUCGGCCCAGCCCUGCACCAUCAGCUGCCGGUGGUUCGCAAGCUCGCGGCAGCAAUGGCGACUUCUUCGCAAGCCCUGAGGUCACCUCUGCACUCACAACGGGCGCAAGCGUUGGCGCAUUCAGGAGCUGGAAUGGCAUAAGCGCGAUCAAACAGGAGACAGAUUCGGCACCAAUGAGCGCCAUCAGCCCCAUGACCACAAACCAUCCAGGAACCAGCAACGGCACCGCCACUGCGACUGGUACAAUGAGCCCACGUCCCUCUGAAGGUGGCGAGGAGAAGAAGCCAAAGUUCAAACUCAAGUUUGGCAAAAGCCGACUGCCUAGGUGGACAAUUGAUAGUUCUUCCUUCUCCCAUUUAUUCUUUAUAUCUUUUUCCCCCUUCUUGUCUCUUUUCCUUGUUCUGUUUCUUUUUCUGCUAUGGGGGUUGUGCUUGAUGCGAGAGCUUUGA